Messenger RNA from Tarenaya hassleriana, 835 nucleotides. Its product is annotated as 60S ribosomal protein L18-2. The transcript is spliced from 5 exons. Gene Ontology annotation, biological process: translation. Gene Ontology annotation, molecular function: RNA binding; structural constituent of ribosome. The record is from RefSeq and is a predicted model, not a curated record. Bases 74 to 637 code for a protein of 187 amino acids. NCBI's taxonomy places the organism in Eukaryota, Viridiplantae, Streptophyta, Magnoliopsida, Brassicales, Cleomaceae. Gene Ontology annotation, cellular component: cytosolic large ribosomal subunit; ribosome.
ACCCUAGCUCGCAUUUCCCCGAGCUUUAGAAACGAGCAACGGGCGAGGUUUCCCGAUCCAAUUCUUCAGAAAAAUGGGGAUCGAUUUGAUUGCAGGAGGUAAGAGCAAGAAGACCAAAAGGGUUGCUCCGAAAUCUGAUGAUGUUUAUCUCAAGCUUCUUGUCAAGCUUUACCGGUUUUUGGUAAGGAGGACCGGCAGCAGUUUCAAUGCUGUGAUUCUAAAGCGGCUCUUCAUGAGUAAAGUGAACAAGGCCCCAAUUUCUCUCUCGAGGCUUGUCCGCUUCAUGCAGGGGAAGGAGGACAAAGUUGCUGUAAUAGUUGGAACCGUGACUGAUGACUUGAGAGUGUAUGAGGUCCCUGCACUUAAGGUCACUGCACUUAGGUUCACUGAGACAGCCAGGGCAAGAAUCGAGAAAGCUGGAGGAGAAUGUUUGACAUUUGACCAGCUUGCUCUCCGAGCUCCCCUCGGCCAGAACACGGUUCUUCUUAGAGGGCCAAAGAAUGCUCGUGAAGCGGUGAAACACUUUGGUCCAGCUCCAGGUGUGCCGCACAGCCACACCAAGCCUUAUGUCCGUGCGAAGGGAAGAAAGUUCGAGAGGGCCAGAGGACGCAGAAACAGUCGUGGAUUCAAGGUUUAAUAUUUGAUAUCUUCGCCUUAUUUUUUUCCCCUAUUGCAGAACUCAAAGUUUUGUCGGACCAUCUAGUUUUGGGGUGUGCUCUGUUUGUGGACAAUGCAUCGCUCAAUUCUUUACAUCUUUGUCGAUUACUCAUUCUUGGCAUUAGCCUAUUUUGUGUUCGAGCUAAACCGGGUCAAUACCGGUUAGGGUUUUGGUUCA